Messenger RNA from Biomphalaria glabrata, 5776 nucleotides. RefSeq names its product outer dense fiber protein 2-like. The coding region runs from base 300 to 3059 and encodes 919 amino acids. NCBI's taxonomy places the organism in Eukaryota, Metazoa, Mollusca, Gastropoda, Planorbidae. Gene Ontology annotation, cellular component: centrosome. The transcript is spliced from 24 exons. The record is from RefSeq and is a predicted model, not a curated record. Gene Ontology annotation, biological process: regulation of cilium assembly.
UUUCGGUUUAACCAUGGGUUAACAAUAAUACAUGUUGAAAUUUACGAAUCACUUUAUUUAAUAUUUGAAACCACGUUCGACUUGUAUGGUCUAAAGAAUAAAGUGUAUCCAAUGGAGUGUCCGAAUUUAUUUUUAAAAGUCUAUUUUUUUUAAUAUCUCGAAUAACUCAUUUAUUAAGUAAUUUAUUAGGCGACACUAGAUCUGUUACAUAAAAAUCUGGCUUUUGUGUACAUACAAUAUGGCCGACAUAAACUAAAACCAUGAUCAUGGAAAAAUACUUUGAUAAAAAGUAGACUUAAAUGAACAAAGGAGAAGUCUCUAAAAUGACUAAAGAAAAGGGACUUCAUCCAACUUCACCUAUCCAUGUUCAUGCAGAUGAUACCCAUGUACAUGUUAAAAAAGGAAAAAAGAAGACUACAUUAGCUAAGUCAUCCAGUAAUUCAAGGCUCCAGAAAGCAACAGCUUCCUCUCGAGCAAGAGCCCGCAGUGUGAGCCCACCUUCUAAAUCAGGUCCUUGGGUGCCUGCACCUGGUAAAGCAACAAGGGGAGGUCGAAUCAGCUGGCAGGGUGCAAAUCAAAAACUUGAGGUUGGUCAUUUGCGAAGUAGUGACUUGUCAACAGAUGAAGAAGAGCGAGUUGGUGGAGAGGUCAGAUGUUAUGAAAAGAAGAUCAACACCUUAUUAAAUGAAGUAGGCUCUUUGAAGAAUGAGGGUAAGACAUUGAACACUUGCAGGUUACACUGUGUUGCCCAUGAACUCAAACUUGUUGUUUUGCAAAAAGCCCUGAAAGAAAUUGAGCAUAAAGAUGAUCUGCUCAACUCCUCCACACGCAUGCUGGAAAGACAGGAGGCAGAGCUAGAGAAUGUGGAGGAGGAAUUGGCCGUCACAGAAACAGAGAACAAAAUACUCAGGCAAAACAUGCAGUUGAUAGCAGAGGAGGCAGAAAUAACAAAUAAAGAACUGUGUACCAAUAAGAAACAAAAUGAUCAUGAGACCAGCUCAUGGAGUUCCAGUUGCUCCCAUCAUACAAGUAAAUGUAGCUCACUAAAUCUGUAUAACACUGGCUCCAGUUCUGAUGUGAAGAGCUCAGUCCAUCUGUCUGAUCAAAGAAGUGAAAAAGAUCUUCUUAAUUAUGAGAGAGAAAAACUGAUGAAGAAAUUGAUUGAGGCUGAAAUGGACAGUCAGGCUGCAGCUCACCAGGUCCGAGAUCUGAAAGAGUUAAUCAAACGCCUCAGAGAUAACUACCACAUGUCUACAGCUGACCAAGCACGGUUUGCUAAGCAGAAAGAAUUGUUUUUAGAGGCCAUGGCAGAGUUUGAGGCUUCCAACAGGACAUUAAGGAGGCUUCUCCGUGACCAGCACAGAAUUGAGGCAUCGAGUUUACGUUUAAGUGAACAGAGAGAUGUGCUGAUGAGAAAACUUGCUGAUGCUGAUAUGGUCAAUGAGAGAAUGAAAAAUCAACUUUUAGAUUGUGAAAGUUUAAUAUCUGAACUUAGAAAUCAGCUCCAUGUUGAAAAAGAAGAAAGAGUGGCACUGGGUAACUUACAGGGCUCACUGGAGAGUACACGGGCCCACUUACAGAAACAGCUGCGGCUCAAAGAAGCAGAUUGUAACAGAAUGGCAGUACAGAUUAGGAGUCUUGAAGGCCAGUUGACAAAGGAACGGGUAGAGAAGGAACAUUUUCAAGAGUUGUCGGGCUCAUCUAAGAACAGAAUAGAUAAAGAUAAAGAAACACUGAAGAAAGCUGCUAGGGCACAAAAGGUCCGAGCAGAGAGGUUGGAGGAGGAGGUCAGUCACCUGACCAAACGAUUGACUGAACUGCAAUGUCAGGGCUCAGAGCAAACUGCCAAACUGACCACAACUAACUCUAGGUUUGAAAACUUAGCAAGAGAGAGGGAACUGUUGACAAAAGACUGUAGCCUCUAUAGGGCGAAAAUAGCUGAACUGGAAGCUCUUGUAGACAGACUGGAAUCUAAUGCCAAGGCUCAGAAUGAAACACUGACGAGUAAGAUUCAUGAGAGAGUGACAGAAAGUACAAGCAUGAGACUGGAGAAUGAGAGACUUAAGAGUACAGUCACUAUUUUAGAAGGCAAAGUCAGGCAGUCUGAGGAAGAUGUUCAACAACUAAGGGGGACAAUCAAACAGUAUGAGAAGUUAGUGGAUGAAUACAAGGAACAGGUUCUAAAUGAUUGUAUUAGAUGGAAACCAGCUUUAGCUCAAAUACUCGCUGGUAGGACAAGGCACGAGGCAGAUGAAUCAUUUGUCAAACUGGAGGAACAGUCAAGGGAGAAGGAGAGAAUUCAAAGAGAAGGGGAGCUAGAACUGGAAAAGGUCAAGAUAAGGCUCCAUCAACGUCUGCAGGAGCUAGAACCCCUACCUGAGAUGUUGAGAGCCACUGAGUUGAAACUGCAUGAAGCCAAUGAAAAACUUUCUAGCUUUGAGUCCCGGCAUGCAGACAGUAUGAGAAUUAUUGCUGAUCUUACUGCUAAGCUUGAGUUUCACUCUGAGACAGUGGAGCAUUUCAAACAUAAAUGCAAUGAUUCACAAGACUCCAACAGAUCUCUGCAAUCCAAGUAUGAUCAAUUGGAAAGGAGGCUGAAGGAAUUAGAAGACCAAAACACAGAAUUGCAUACCAGUCAGGUUAAGAUGCAGGAAGUCUUGCACCAAGAGUCACUCCGCCUUGAAGAGAAAGCUAGAGAGAAUGUGAGUUUGACAAGACAGCUAGAAAAUGCUCUAUCAGACAACAGACAGAUACAGGAGCACAGCAGAGAACGCUUUGCUUCAAAGGAAAGAACCUACCAGUCUCGUAUAGCUGAUCUAGAGACACAACUCAGCCAGCUCAGAGCAGAUUUGGCCAAAAUUAUGAGAGAGAAAGAAGAGAAUGAAAGGAAGUUUAAUUCAAGGCUAUAUGACCUGAAAGACAGAUUGGAACAGUGCCAUUCCACCAACCGUUCCAUGCAGAAUUAUGUCCAGUUCCUCAAGAACUCAUACUCCAAUGUAUUUGGUGAAACAUCCUCCUCUUUUCCAGCUCCACCAUCUCCUGUCAAGCAGUUCCCUUAACCUUGUAGCACAUACCUAUCUAUCUAGCUUCCAAUUGUCUGAUUCGUUGUGAUUAAAGUGUCUCUUUUGAAACGAAUUCAUGUAUAUAUGGCAGUGAAGUUUGUAACUAUGUUACAACAAAAAAUAUUUUUCUAGUUUUCUAAUAUUUAUUUAUUCUUGAAUACUAUCAAAUAUAUUCCACGGGACUUACAGAUCUUUUUGUCCACAUACUCAUUGUAUACAUUAAUUUAUAUAUCUCUUUAAUUAUUCUGCAUUAGUAUAUAUCACUCAGAUAAUACAAAUAGUUGUGACUUAGGAAUAUUUCAUUUGUACUUUUCUUUGACUUUGUUUCUGUGACAUUAAGAUGAAAAUAAUCAUUAUGAAAAUGAAAUCACAAGUUUUUAUCAUUUUGUCUCUGUUGAGUUGAGGAUAAAAACUAUAUUUAUGACAUAUUUUUGAAGAUCACCAAACUGUUCUAAUAAUUUGAUGCAUAAAUAUAUUUCACUUGAAAAAAUGUAGAACCUUUGUAUGUAUUUCUUUUCUUUGUUUAGUCAUUUCAUUAUCCAUGUAACUGAUAUUUAUUUUUUUUUAAAUACAUCAGCAUUAUGAAAUCAGGGUUGAAUCAGUUAUUAGGCCUAAUGUGCUUUUCUUUCUUUAAACACAAUGCGUAACUUUCACAUUUCAACAAACAUUAAUUUAAAUAUUAUUUUGUUUAUAAAUAUGGUGAUUGUCAAGAAAAUGUUAGAAGGUUGCAAUGUGGGUGGCUAGAUUACACUAAUUACUAUUACAAAAUUUAUAAAUUAAAAAGUGGUAAUGCGAAUUUAAAUAAGGUAACAUCUAGAUAACUAGAAGAUAAUGGUUUCAAUUUUUUAUCAGCUGGAAAAAAAUGUAUUUGGCCAUUGUCUCUUUUUAAAUCCAUUAUAAAGCACUUUAUAUCAAAUAUAUAUGUAAUACAUUAGUAUGAUCCCUUUCAUUUUUAAAUUAGACUUUUACCUAGCUAUCUGUUCCACCAAUUUGCAUACAGUUUCUUUUUAGCCAUCAUCAUAAAUUCAGGAUUUCAUUUGUUGUUGUGUUUUUUUUGGCCAAAAUAUUUUAUUGUAAUUAGUCUCUUUGUUUAUUUACAUUUGAAAAUCUGUUUUGUCUCCGUCCACGAUGUUUGUGAACAUAAAAUUAAUUAGUGAUUAUCCGUGUUUAAGGGGAAAAGUUUUGGUCUAUUUUUCUUGAUAAACCAAAAGAUUGCUAAAUUGUUUCAAACUUUCGUUUGUUUGUAAAACUUUACACACACUUUUCUAAUUUGUAAACUAGAUGACUGCUGUCUUUAUGCACUAACAUAAGGAUUAAAGGAUGUUUACAUUUUAAAGUUCUGUAAAGGUAACUUUUGUUUGAUAAAAAAAUUUGAGUGUUAUUUGUUUUGAGGACUCCUUAACAAUUUAGAACUUUUAAACUUAUUGUUUUGUAUACAUUGAGAAGUUGCCAGUGCUUGAUUUCGAGCAUUUCUUCAAGCAGUGGAUAACUCAAUUAUAUAGUUGUUUAUUUAGCUUAAUUCCCUUGGUAUUUGAGCAGCUGUCUCAAACUGACUUGCCUGUAAGAAAACUUCUAGUUAAUGUUUUACCCUCAUAAAGUCAGAUAGUCUUGAGCUCAUCAUUUUUAAAGUUGUUUUUUUUUACUGAGGAAACAUUAUUAGUUUGAUAGAGCAAGAUUCUUUGUUGAUAGCGCUAAUGAAAGUGUUAGAGUGUUGUUAUAACAUGAGAAAAAUGUUUAUAUUUUUUGCUUUUGGAAUUUAAAAUUUAACAGACAAUCUCAGUUGUAUCUUUGUGUUAGUGAAGAGAAAUGUUUUACUAACAGUUUUCUGAAUAACUUUAAAAGAUUAUUGAAGAUGUGUAUAAUAUUGUUCCUAUACAAAAAUUGUGUUUCUAGAAAACGUAACACUUAAGAACAUGUACACUUUUUCCAGUAAAGGUUUUGUAUUGAGAAUACAAUGGGCUCUUGCAGGCUUGAUUGAUAUUUUUUAGUAGCCUAUUUGUGAUUUUUAAAAAUAUUGUAGAAAUCACUUCUAUUGUUUUCUAAGGUCAUUUUCUUAUCUUGUUAUUAUCUUGACUCACUUUCUGUAGUCUAAUUUAAGUAUAAUUUUUAUUAUUAUUGCUUAUGACUUUUAAGUAUUGAAUCAUUAGAUUCAAAUCAUAGUGAUUCAGAGUUAAUAAAAUAUUACCAAUUUUAACUUUCCACAAAAUUAAGACUUUUUACUUCUGUUUUCAAUUAACAACACCACACUUUUUUUUGUUCUCUACCUACUUUUCAGAUUUUUGUUGUUAUUAUGAGUGAUUCACAUAAACAUAUUUAUAGAUCAAGUAAAUCAUGUUAACUUUAUGAUACAGAUUUUUUUGUACACACAGUUGUACUAUAUUUUUAAUACCUCAGAUGUGUGACUCUUAAUACUUGACCUAGAUACGGGGAGUAACCCUUGUGGGAUUUUGGGCAUGACAUGGUUUGAAUUGUGCCAAAAAUCCUAAACUAAACUAUAUUUGACUGAACACAUUAUAUCUCUGUAGUUAAGUAUAUUGUACAUUGAUGACUAGAUGGUUUGAUUGUGUGUGUGCUUUGUUUAUCAACCUAUUUGAUAGUGACUGAUCUGUGAUACAUAGAAACUUGGAUUGCUAGAAUUUAUUAAAUUUUUCAUUUUAUUUUAUUCAUACAUUGUAAUAAAUAUUAUUGUCUACAUUAAAAUGAUUCUAGAUAAA